CGCGGGGGGCAGAUCAGAUGACAGGCACCUCCGCAGCAGAGCUCCGAACAGCUACACGAAACGAAACACGUCCUUGCGCGGAGCGAUGCGCCACUGUGGACGGGCCUCAUGAGCUCAGAACCGGGGUCGGGCGACGCGGGCGCUCCCAACGACCCCGACGACACGACCGACACAGGCCAUGGCCUCCAGGACGCGCCCAAGGUCGGGCGCAUACAAGACGAGCACGCACAGCACGACAGCGACGGCGCGACCGCCAGACUGCCCUCGCGCCCCACGGCAGGCAGGCCCGCGAGCCUCGAAUCGGCCUCCACCCCCGAUGAUACCCCGUCGGCGCAGGGCUCCAUGGUCUCCUCGCCGCGGAGCAGCGUCGCCUACUCGUACAACUCGCCGCGCGCAAACCGACCGGCCCUGCAGCCCUUUGACCGUCGCUUCUCCUCGCGCCUGUCGCCCUCGCCGCUGGCGACCCCGCGCGGCGCCUCGCCCGGCUUUCUGUCCGCCCACUCGCGCCAGUCGUCGGUCUCUAGCAACCUGCUCUUCCGCCAGAUACCCGAUGACGGCACAGACACCCCGCCGGCCCCCUGGGACGUUGUGCGCUGGACCAAGCUGAAGAUGAUCACCGCACAGGUCUUCUCCGAGGUGGGCAAGCGCAACUUCGGCAGGCCCACCUGUCUGCAUGUGGCAGCCUCGCUGGUCAUUGGCACGUCCAAAGGCUUCAUCCUGGUGUUCGACUACCAGCAAGUCCUCAAGUCAAUCAUCGGCCCCGGCACCAAGGCUGUCGAGUGCGGCGCCAUCACGGCGCUCGCCAUCUCCGCCGACCACUCGACCAUUGCCGGCGGCCAUGCAACAGGGCACCUGUUCACCUGGGAGGUUGCCAAGCCCGCCAAGCCCUUCCUGCAUAUCCCCCCACUGGACCGCGCCAGCGUGGACGACAGGAAGUCGGACGGUCACGUCUCAGGCGUGGCCAUCCUGCAUCUCGGCUUCCUUGGCACGCGGCACACUGCACUUGUCUCUGCCGAUGAUGGGGGCAUGGCUUUUUCGCAUCUGGCCACCCGUGGACUCGGCGCGCUUGCGAGGAACGUCAACAUCACACGAAUCUUGGGCAGGUACCCUCUCUCAGCCAGGUCGCAGGAGAAGCCCAGGAAGCCGAGCUCUGUGCUUGCCUUUGCGCCCCUGCCCCUAGGCAAUGUCGAGCAACCGACGGAUGUCAUGGGGUUGACGGCGCUGCUCACGCCCUAUCUGCUGGUCAUUGUGUCGACGACGCCUGUCGCGCAAACACAGCACAAGGCUCCGCGGCCAAAGGAGGUGGCGUUGCACAGCGCCAUGAGUGGUUGUCUGGCCUGGUUUCCUGCCGUGAAACUCAAGCACGCAAGCCAAGACUCGACAAAAACAGUCUCCAAGACAAAGCUGGUCUACUGCUGGUCCAAUGUCCUGACCAUUCUAGAUGUGGCAAGCUUCGUCGCACCUCCGACCGAGAAGGAAAAGCCCACGGAACUGGCGUUCAAGCCGCGGAGUCGCUGGAAGGCAGACGAAGCCAUAGUCGCAGUGCAGUGGCUCAGCAGAUCCGUGCUCGGUGUACUGACCAUCAGCCAGCGGCUGCUUAUCCUCGAGGAUACCACGCUGCGGACCACCGACUCGUUCGACUUGCUGCAGAAACACAUAUAUCACUCGGACCUGUUCUCGAGACAGCUACGUCCCGUGGUAGAAGACCACGAUGAGGAAGAUGCGUCGCUGCAUGGCGUCGUCGCCGAUGCCUUCUACAUGAGCUUUAGAGCCUACAAGGGGCGAUUGUUCCUGCUCGGAUUCAACGACGUCUCCAUCGGCACACUCUCCAACUGGGCCGAUCGCCUGCUGGCCCUCAUGGAAGACGGCGAUUUCAUCGCCGCUAUCCGUCUCGCGACAUCCUACUACGUUGGCGAUGCGGACAAGCUCACCGUUGGCCUCCCAGAGAACGACGAAGCGCGACAUGCACUUGUUCGCGACAAGUUGCUUGAAAUGAUCACGGCAUCACUCCAGUAUGCAUUCGCCCAGAGCGACGACAGCGAGGACGCCAAGGAUGCGCGGCUCAAGGAGCUUGCUGAAGUCUGCUUCGCAGCUCUGUUCAGCAUGGAGGACAUGGGCUUUCUCUUCGAGAACGUCUACGAAGCUUUCGAGGCCGCGUCCACGGGCAAGCCGUUCUUCGAGACGCUGGAGCCUUAUAUUCUGGAUGGGCAGAUCGAAGAGGUGCCCCCGGACGUGCUCAAGGAUCUGAUCACAUUCUACGCUUCAGUUGGUCGCGGUGCCCGGGUCGAAGAGAUGAUCUGUCGUCUGAGCACUGAGACUUUGGACAUGAACGACGUCACCACCAUCUGCCAGCAGUACAUGCUGCACGAUGCGCUGAUUCACGUCUGGACUCGGACCAUUGGCGAUUUCAUCACGCCACUGACCAACAUCCUGGACCUUAUCAAGCUGAUUGAUUUCAGCCUGGAUGACUCUGACAACGUAUUGGUGGUCUCGGCUAGGAAGAUCUUUCCCUAUCUGUCAUACACAUUCACUGGGCGCUACUAUCCUGGCGGCACCUCUAUGGACGACGAGCAAGCCUACAGCGCCAAGAAAGACAUGUACAGAUUCUUGUUCGCGAGCAAGAACAUCCAGUGGCCCCCAGGUUCAGGAUCCGUGUGCUUGACGCGUAACGACAACAGCCCGGAGCCCUCCUUCCCGUACCUGCAUCUCAUCCUCGAAUUUGACGCCUCGAGCUUCAUGAGUAUGUUGAACGAGGCCUUUGAGGACAGCUUCCUGAAUGGCGAUGCGGAAACAACCAAUGGCAUUCAGACAGACGGCAAGACGCACACGCCGACUCGGCAGUACAUUGUCAACAUACUGCUUGGGAUCAUGACGCCUGCAGACUUCAGUGCCGAGGAUAUCAUUUACUUCUACAUGUUUAUUGCGCGGAAUCUACCAAAGUACCCGCAGUACAUGAUGCUUCCUGGAAGUUCGCUUCAUCGGAUCCUCAUUGGUCUGUGCAGCUAUCCGACAGAGGUUGUGAAGGACGACUGCCAGCUUUCUGUCGAGUAUCUCCUAACCAUCUAUCACCCACCGAAUGUGCAAAGCCUGGUACCGACAUUCGAGGCAGCCGGCUUCCAUCGCGUUUUGAAGUCUGUGUAUCGCAGUGCGCAUCAGUACGCGAAGCUGCUGGAAACCUAUCUGGUCGAUGACGAAGACGAAGAGGCUGUCUUUGGCUGCAUAGGUGACAUUCUCCGACCAAGCAAAGGCCUUCCCAAGAGGCAGAUCGGCGAAGUCAAGCAAGUCAUUGUCGGCCGUGCUGGAGAUCUCGUCGCAGUUGAUGCAGAGCAGACGGCCAUCACGAUGAAGGCCUACGCGCCUGACCUCCUGGAACCCAUCUUGAACGCCAUCGAAGACGAUCGCGAUGCGCAGUACCAUUAUCUGAGGGCCUUGAUUGAGCCUGAGCAGACGCAGUCAGGCGAGACUGCCGCCAUCGACGAGAGUCUGCCACCUGGCUUUGUUGAGAAGUAUGUCGAGCUCAUGUGCACCUACAACAGCGGUCACGUCGCAGACUUUGUCGGUCUUCUCAAGUCUGGCGAUCUGAAGCUCGACCCUGUACUGCCUGCGCUGGAGAAGAGCGGUGUCAUCGAUGCUGCUGUUGUGCUUCUAGCACGCGAUGGCCUAGUCAAAGAGGCCAUGGACCGUCUCGUGAAGCACCUGGGCACAUUGGAGACUGCGCUCACGGGCCUCAUACCUGCUGCUGCGGAGAGCCCUGACGUCGCCAAUGCCGAAGAAGCCGCGCGCGGCCUUCUCGAAGAUAUCCAGAAAUACGUCAAAGUCGGUAUCUGGCUCAGCCAAGGUCAGACAAGGUCGGCUGCACACACUGCGCCAGUGAUGGACAGACGAAAGUCAGCCUACGGAGAAGUCAAAGAAGGAGAUCUUGCACUUGACGAGCUGCUCUGGCUCGACCUCAUCUCCACAGUCGUCAAGCUGAUCAAAGAAACAUCCACGGCCAUGGCCGACACCGACCUCCCCACAACCACGGAAGGCCUCGACACCGCAAACAUCGCAAAGCACCUUCGCGACUCUGUGCAGCAAACCUUCUCCGCUCUGCUGGCAUCCACCACCAUCCCCCCAACAAAGUCCACAGCCCACCCCUCACCGUCCAGCCGCCCUUCCCUGAGUCGCGCAACCAGCCAACCCCAGACGAACCCGUCCUUCCUCCGCAUCCUCCGCGCCUUCCUCCAGCGCGCAUCAGCCACCUAUUCGCCCUCCCUAACGCACCUACGCUCCGUGCUCGCCGACAUCUUCGCCGCCUACACCUUCGAAGCGCGCAUCCUGCAGCUCGCAAACAGCUUCCUCGACAAAGAAGGCUUCGCGCACGUCGAGCACAUCGCCGCCCGCCGCGCCCGCGGAUGGCGCCCGCGCGGCCAGAUCUGCGAGCGCUGUCGGGCACGCACGUGGGGUCCCGGCGCGGGCGCCGGUGUGUGGGACGCGUGGGAGAAGGCGGAAGAGGCGCGUGCGAGGAAGAGAGCGGAUGGGGAGGAUGCGCGGGGCCGGGCCGAGAGAAGGGGGGGGCAGAAGGGCAAGGGGAAGAGCGCUAGUCAGAGCGGCGACGAGGGGGACGAGGGCGGAGAGGUAAAGGCCAAGGGCCCGUUGGUGGUGUUUGCGUGCCGGCAUUUGUGGCAUAAGGCGUGUGUCGAGGCUGAGGUUGGCGUUGGACAGCGGUUGACUUGUCCGCUUUGUAUAAAUGGCGAGUGAUGUAGAAUCAAGUCCGUGGUGCCGCGGAUACAUACACCACCGCCCUCUUCUCAGCCACCACCCUCUUCUUCUCAACUACCGCCCUCUUCUCAGCCACCGCCCUCUUCUUCUCAGCCACCACCCUCUUCUUCUCAGCCACCACCCUCUUCUUCUCAGCCACCACCCUCUUCUUCUCAGCCACCGCC
Molecule: messenger RNA, 4925 nt
Organism: Didymella exigua CBS 183.55
Lineage: Eukaryota; Fungi; Ascomycota; Dothideomycetes; Pleosporales; Didymellaceae
Exons: 2
Coding region: 109-4740 (1543 amino acids)
Biological process (GO): endosomal vesicle fusion; protein targeting to vacuole
Cellular component (GO): HOPS complex; late endosome
Molecular function (GO): protein binding
Source: RefSeq, a predicted model, not a curated record